GAACUGUUUGGAAGUAAAUUGACUUCCAAUCGGGUGUUGAUGGAUAUGCAGUUCGAUGCCUUACUGGACAAACGAUUUGUCGAACUCUAUGAAAACAAAGACAAUAAAUUCGAUGUGGCCAUAUUGGGUUUCUUCAUGAAUGACUUCAAGUUGGUGGUUGGCGCAAAAUUCAACUGUCCGAUCAUAGUAAGUUGGAUGAACCAGCCUAUGGAGGUAGUUGACGAUCUGAUGGGCAAUCCAACAGAGCUCUCGUAUUUGCCGACAAUGGAGAUUUCCAUGAAAGUUGGAGAAGUCAUGAAUUUUCCAACGCGUGUUCGAAAUUUUUUUCUGACCACCGUUUUAAAAGGAAUUAGAUUGAUGCUAGAUCUAACAACGGAAACACACUAUAAUAAAUCCGUUGCCGCAGAUCCCACUCUACCCUCAUAUGAAUUUAUGAAGAGAAACAUCUCAAUUAUGUUUUGCAACAGCCAUUACAGUGAGGGGCCAAUAAGACCACUCACACCUGCAACGAUUCUCAUUGGUGGCAUACAAAUCAAGGAGAAACCAGAUCCACUCGCCAAAGAUCUUGCAAAAUUGCUUUCUGCCUCGCAGGAACACGGCGCAAUUCUCUUCAGUUUGGGCUCCUACAUUACAGAUUCUCAUGUCAAACCCGAAACUUUACAAAUUAUUUACAAAGUACUUUCCUCGCUCAAACAAAAGGUGAUUUGGAAAUGGGAGAACUUGGCGCAUACACCGGGCAAUGCUUCGAAUAUACUCUACCAAAAAUGGCUGCCACAAGAUGAUAUACUCGCUCACCCUAAUCUCAGACUAUUCAUUACGCAUGCCGGCAAGGGUGGCAUUGCAGAGGCUACAUACCAUGGCGUGCCGAUGGUUGCAUUGCCGCUGUUUGUUGAUCAGCCCGGCAAUGCGCAAAGAAUGGUACAAGCCGGCUAUGGCAUAAAGUUGGACAUAAAGAAACUCACCGAGCGUAUAUUUCGAAAUGCCAUCUCUGAGGUUCUGACAAAUCCCAGCUACGUAAAUAACGUGAAAGCGUUCUCCAGGUAUAUUUGCUCUUAAUUGGCGCACUUUUCAUUAUUUUGAAGUUGCUCCAGCUAGCGUGGAGAUAUGUGAAGAAAUUUAAUUUAUUUGGAUAUGAACAUUCUGAAGUGCAAAAGUC
Rhagoletis pomonella (apple maggot) is the source of this 1156-nucleotide messenger RNA. Its product is annotated as UDP-glycosyltransferase UGT5-like. The transcript has 3 exons. The record is from RefSeq and is a predicted model, not a curated record. The coding region runs from base 40 to 1056 and encodes 338 amino acids. Gene Ontology annotation, molecular function: UDP-glycosyltransferase activity. Lineage: Eukaryota; Metazoa; Arthropoda; Insecta; Diptera; Tephritidae.